Messenger RNA from Colletotrichum tamarilloi, 210 nucleotides. RefSeq lists its product as uncharacterized. Lineage: Eukaryota; Fungi; Ascomycota; Sordariomycetes; Glomerellales; Glomerellaceae. The transcript has a single exon. The record is from RefSeq and is a predicted model, not a curated record. Bases 1 to 210 code for a protein of 69 amino acids.
AUGCUGUCACACGACUUGCCAGCCGAGCAGAAAAUAGACGAGCGACAGUAUGGUGAGGCAGACGUAUCCCUCGCUGCGGUGACCGAGACGAUAGCGACGGUGCUCGAUCUUGUGUACGUACUAUGUGCUGAAGAGUACGGCUAUUCCGGCGAAGAUGGACGCCAACUUCUUGGCUGGCGAGAGAUCUGGAAGCGUUGCAAGAUUGAUUGA